Molecule: messenger RNA, 585 nt
Organism: Microsporum canis CBS 113480
Lineage: Eukaryota; Fungi; Ascomycota; Eurotiomycetes; Onygenales; Arthrodermataceae
Product: proteasome component Pre1
Exons: 5
Coding region: 1-585 (194 amino acids)
Biological process (GO): proteasomal protein catabolic process
Cellular component (GO): proteasome core complex; cytosol; proteasome core complex, beta-subunit complex
Molecular function (GO): peptidase activity
Source: RefSeq, a predicted model, not a curated record
AUGGUUGUAGGGAGGUACUUCUUGGCCGCUAUGAGGGGGGCUACAAUCUUAAAGGCAGCAGAUGACAAGACACGACAGCUAAACAAGCACACGCUCAUGGCAUUUUCCGGUGAGGCUGGAGAUACAGUUCAAUUCGCCGAAUUUAUACAAGCAAACACCCAAUUAUACUCCAUGCGAAACCAAACCGAGCUCGGCCCCUCCGCAGUUGCCCACUUCGUACGUGGAGAGCUGGCGAGAAGCCUUCGAUCAAGAAGCCCAUACACAGUCAACCUGCUCCUUGGCGGCGUGGACCCCAUUACAGAGAAGCCCAGUCUGUACUGGCUGGAUUACCUAGCGUCGCUGGCACAGGUUCCAUAUGCCGCCCAUGGCUAUGCUCAGUACUACUGCUUAUCCAUCCUUGAUAAGCACCACCACCCUGAUAUCUCAUAUGAACAAGGCUUGAAACUCCUUGAGAUGUGCUCAGACGAGCUAAAGCGACGAUUACCCAUCGAUUUCAAAGGGGUUUUGGUCAAGGUUGUGACCAAAGAUGGAAUCAAAGAUGUUGAUUUUGAAGAAGCGAAUAGCAGACAAGUUCGAAGUGCUUAG